AUGGCCGAGAGAAAGCAAUCUGGGAAGGCUGCAGAGGACGAAGAGGUCCCUGCCUUUUUUAAAAACCUGGGCUCGGGCAGUCCCAAGCCCCGGCAGAAAUUCUGCGGCAUGUUCUGCCCGGUGGAAGGGUCCUCGGAGAACAAGACCAUCGAUUUCGAUUCGCUUUCGGUGGGCCGGGGCUCGGGGCAGGUGGUGGCUCAGCAGCGGGAUGUCGCCCACUUGGGCCCGGACCCGCACCGGCAGAGCCGGCGUGCCAGCGGGGAGCCAUCUGUUGAAUCGGGCCGGAAGGUGGAGAUCCGGCGGGCCUCGGGCAAGGAAGCCCUGCAGAACAUCUACGAUCAGAGUGAUCGCCUUCUGAUCAAAGGUGGCAAGAUUGUGAAUGAUGACCAGUCCUUUUAUGCUGACAUAUACAUGGAAGAUGGGCUGAUCAAGCAAAUAGGAGAAAACCUGAUUGUACCAGGGGGCGUGAAGACCAUUGAAGCCCACUCCAGAAUGGUGAUCCCGGGAGGAAUCGACGUGCACACUCGCUUCCAGAUGCCUGACCAGGGGAUGACGUCAGCAGAUGACUUCUUCCAGGGAACCAAGGCAGCCCUGGCUGGGGGAACCACCAUGAUCAUUGACCAUGUCGUUCCUGAGCCCGGGACCAGCCUGCUGGCGGCCUUUGAUCAAUGGAGGGAGUGGGCUGACAGCAAGUCCUGCUGUGAUUACUCUCUGCACGUGGACAUCACCGAGUGGCACAAGGGUGUCCAGGAGGAGAUGGAAGCUCUGGUGAAGGACCACGGGGUGAACUCCUUCCUCGUGUACAUGGCUUUCAAAGAUCGAUUCCAGCUGACGGAUUCCCAGAUCUAUGAAGUGCUGAGUGUGAUCCGGGAUAUCGGUGCCAUAGCUCAAGUCCAUGCAGAGAAUGGUGACAUCAUUGCUGAGGAACAGCAGAGGAUCUUGGAUCUGGGCAUCACGGGCCCCGAGGGACACGUCCUGAGCCGACCAGAGGAGGUCGAGGCUGAAGCUGUGAACCGCUCCAUCACCAUUGCCAAUCAGACCAACUGCCCCCUGUAUGUCACCAAAGUGAUGAGCAAGAGCGCAGCUGACGUCAUCGCCCAGGCACGGAAGAAGGGAACUGUGGUGUAUGGUGAGCCCAUCACUGCCAGCUUGGGGACUGAUGGCUCUCAUUACUGGAGUAAGAACUGGGCCAAGGCCGCUGCCUUUGUCACCUCCCCACCCUUGAGCCCCGACCCAACCACUCCAGACUUUCUCAACUCCUUGCUGUCCUGUGGAGAUCUCCAGGUCACUGGCAGCGCCCACUGUACCUUCAACACUGCUCAGAAGGCCGUGGGGAAGGACAACUUCACCUUGAUUCCCGAGGGCACCAACGGCACAGAGGAGCGGAUGUCCGUCAUCUGGGACAAAGCUGUGGUCACUGGGAAGAUGGACGAGAACCAGUUUGUGGCUGUGACCAGCACCAACGCAGCCAAGGUCUUCAACCUUUACCCCCGGAAAGGUCGUAUUGCAGUGGGAUCUGACGCGGACUUGGUCAUCUGGGACCCCGACAGUGUGAAGACCAUCUCUGCCAAGACGCACAACAGUGCUCUUGAGUACAACAUUUUUGAAGGCAUGGAGUGUCGUGGUUCCCCACUGGUAGUCAUCAGCCAGGGCAAGAUCGUCUUGGAGGAUGGCACGCUCCAUGUUACUGAAGGCUCAGGACGCUACAUCCCCCGGAAGCCCUUCCCUGACUUCGUCUACAAGCGCAUCAAGGCAAGGAGCAGGCUGGCCGAGCUGAGAGGGGUCCCUCGUGGCCUGUAUGACGGACCAGUGUGCGAGGUGUCUGUGACCCCCAAGACGGUCACUCCUGCCUCAUCGGCUAAGACGUCCCCUGCCAAGCAGCAGGCACCACCUGUUCGGAACCUGCACCAGUCUGGAUUCAGCUUGUCUGGUGCUCAGAUUGACGACAACAUUCCCCGCCGCACCACCCAGCGCAUUGUGGCGCCCCCUGGUGGCCGUGCCAACAUCACCAGCCUGGGCUAAAGCUCCUAGGCCUGCAGGCCACAUGGGGAUGGGGGAUGGUACACCUGAGGACAUUCUGAGACUUCCUUCCUUCCAUUUUUUUUUUUUUUAAUUUUAAAGAGCCUGUGAUAGUUGCUGUGGGCAGCCAGUUCCUGGGGCUUCCUCUUGGGCCCCCCGCACUCGGUCUCCCCUUGGAAUUUCUGAAUUCGCUCACCCAAGCCCCUACACAGUUGUGAACACCACACCCAAGCCUAGCCACCCACCCCACACGGAGCUGCAUCUCACACGCAGACACACACCACCAAGCAGAUCCCAGCGAGGGUGCCCCACCACACCCUCGGCUGUGUGGUUAGCACCUUCCUGUCCUGGGAAGACAUAAUGAAUUGCCCUGAGCUGCCUUCUUUUCUUUUAAAAUGUUUUUUAAAAAGGGGUUUUCU
Arvicola amphibius (Eurasian water vole) is the source of this 2438-nucleotide messenger RNA. RefSeq names its product dihydropyrimidinase like 2 (gene Dpysl2). Gene Ontology annotation, molecular function: hydrolase activity, acting on carbon-nitrogen (but not peptide) bonds, in cyclic amides. NCBI's taxonomy places the organism in Eukaryota, Metazoa, Chordata, Mammalia, Rodentia, Cricetidae. Gene Ontology annotation, cellular component: cytoplasm; cytosol. The record is from RefSeq and is a predicted model, not a curated record. The transcript has 14 exons. The coding region runs from base 1 to 2022 and encodes 673 amino acids.